UUUCAUUCAUUGCUAAAUCCCUGGCCCCGUCUUUUCUCCUCUGUAUAUUUACGUCGACACAUCACUCAACUCCCCGUAAAUUUUAUCCGCAAAAAAAAAACCUCCAUGGCCUUCUCUCGCCUCUUCUCUUCAUUGAAAUCGUUAAACAAAAGCACCCUCAGAAACUCCUUGUUCCACACCCACAGGCCGCACCAUCACAUCAAAACCAACGUAAUCAGUUCAGAUAACAAGCAAACCCCAAACGUUUCCUGGCUAAGUUCGCUGCUCCCCGUCGCAAUUGCUUUCUCGGCUGGAUCAUUCGCCUUCAAAACCCUAGACUCUCCCGCUCUUUGCGAUUCCUCUAAUCUACACGCCGAAAGUAGCGGUUUGAACUAUGGGGGAAAAGACAGCACGGAUUACGCGGUUAAAGGUUAUCGCAGGAAUAUACCUCAACAGCUUAUUGAUGAAUUGAAGGAUAUUUGUAAAGAUAACAUGUCGAUGGAUUAUAACGAAAGACACUUCCAUGGAAAACCUCAAAACAGUUUUCACAAAGCAGUUAACAUCCCUGACGUAGUUGUUUAUCCCCGGUCAGAAGAGGAAGUCUCCAAAAUAGUCAAAACUUGUAAUAAGCAUAAGGUACCCAUCAUACCAUACGGCGGAGCUACAUCAAUAGAGGGUCAUACACUAUCCCCUAGUGGAGGUGUUUGCAUUGACAUGACUCUAAUGAAAAGUGUCAAAGCAUUACAUGUUGAGGAUAUGGAUGUGGUUGUUGAGCCUGGGAUUGGAUGGAUGGAACUCAAUGAAUAUCUUGAGCCACAUGGCCUAUUCUUUCCUCUCGAUCCUGGGCCUGGAGCGACCAUUGGUGGGAUGUGUGCUACUCGUUGCUCUGGUUCUUUAGCAGUGAGGUAUGGUACUAUGCGUGAUAAUGUCAUUAAUCUUAAGGUAGUUCUAGCAGAUGGAGAUAUAGCCAAAACAGGAUCUCGAGCCAGGAAAAGUGCUGCUGGGUAUGAUCUGACACGACUGAUGAUCGGAAGUGAAGGCACCUUAGGGGUGAUAACUGAAGUUACACUUCGUCUGCAAAAAAUUCCACAAUAUUCAGUGGUUGCAAUGUGUAACUUUCCUACUAUUAAGGAUGCAGCAGAUGUUGCUAUCGCGACUAUGAAGUGUGGCAUACAGGUCUCAAGGGUAGAGCUGUUAGAUGAGGUCCAGGUGAAAGCUAUUAAUGUUGCUAACAGCAAGGACUUGCCCGAGGUUCCAACUUUGAUGUUUGAAUUUGUAGGCACAGAGGCAUAUGCACGCGAGCAGACAUUGAUAGUUCAAAAAUUAGUGUCUGAGCACAAUGGGUCUGAUUUUGUGUUUGCUGAAGAUACUGAAACGAAAAAGGAGCUUUGGAAGAUAAGGAAAGAGGCACUUUGGGCCUGCUUUGCAAUGGCUCCUAAUUGUGAAGCAAUGAUUUCGGAUGUAUGUGUUCCCUUGUCGCACCUAGCAGAAUUAAUAUCGAAAUCUAAAGAGGAGCUGGACGCUUCCCCACUGAUGUGUAUGGUUGUUGCUCAUGCCGGUGAUGGGAACUUCCACACUUUAAUUAUGUUUGACCCUAGCAAAGAGGAACAACGGAAGGAAGCUGAAAGACUGAACCAUUGUAUGGUUCAUACUGCGUUGUCAAUGGAAGGAACUUGUACCGGAGAACAUGGUGUAGGUACCGGGAAAAUGAAGUACCUUGAGGAAGAACUUGGAAUAGAGGCUUUAAGAACAAUGAAGAGGAUAAAAGAUGCAUUAGAUCCCAAUAACAUCAUGAAUCCAGGAAAGGUCAUUCCUCCUCAUGUCUGUUUCUAGUGACGAUACAUCAUCUUUGUCUACAUCCACACAGGCCCACCCACAUAUAUGCAUUUAUGGGUGUAUGUUUAACACCUCUUCUCCCAUGCCCCCAUAGACUAGUCCUGUUCAAUAUAUGUUUGAUUACAACCAAAGAUUUUUGUUUCCAUAAUACAUUUCAAUACAAAUAGUUAUACCAGCUUCCAACUAAUUUACUGGUUGGAUCUGUCAAAAAAAUAUUUUAAAAAAAAAUCACUGGUUGGACAGAUUUUAUGGUUUGAAUUAUAUGAUGAUGAUAAAUUGAUCUUGUUCA
Molecule: messenger RNA, 2104 nt
Organism: Daucus carota subsp. sativus
Lineage: Eukaryota; Viridiplantae; Streptophyta; Magnoliopsida; Apiales; Apiaceae
Product: D-lactate dehydrogenase [cytochrome], mitochondrial
Exons: 18
Coding region: 106-1812 (568 amino acids)
Biological process (GO): lactate catabolic process
Cellular component (GO): mitochondrion
Molecular function (GO): D-lactate dehydrogenase (NAD+) activity; D-lactate dehydrogenase (cytochrome) activity; FAD binding
Source: RefSeq, a predicted model, not a curated record